AUGUCUAAUAAUAACUCAACGCAAUCAAAAAAUGUUCCUAAGGAUGCGCAAGUAAUAAUGUCUAUUCUAAAAGACAUGGGUGUUUCGGAUUUUGAGCCCCAAACGAUUAUUCAACUGCUUGAAUUUACAUACAGGUACAUCACCACUACAUUGGAGGAUGCUAGAGUCUAUGCUACUCAUGCUAAUAAAAAGAUAAUUGACUUAGAAGAUGUACAAUUGGCUGUUCACAUGCAAUUGGAUAAAAACUUCACAACACCUCCUCCGAGAGAUAUGCUAUUGGAAAUAGCCAGAACCAAAAACUCGUUGCCAUUACCUCAAAUUCGUCCUCAUUGUGGAAUAAGAUUGCCUCCAGAUCGUUAUUGUAUGACUGCAUGUAAUUAUGAACUAAGAAGUAACAAAAAGCCUGCAGGAAAUUUAAAAUCAAAUACUAUUUAUAGUAAUGCUCAGUCUAGUGUUUUUAAGCCUCAAAUAAAAUCAGGAAUAAAGAGAUCUAUACAAACAAUAACUAGAACUCAAACUAUCACAAUUCCAAAGCCUAUAAUUAAAUUCACAACUAGCAGUAAUAUAUCUCCUUCUGAAACAACAGGACAAUCACAGCAAUCACCUAUUCAACCUCAAACUACUAGAGUUCAACAACAAUGGAAACCGAUUAUUCAACAACCAGUAGUUCAAACUGUUGUAGAACUUGAUGAACCUCCAGCAUCACUAAUAAAAAAAAGUAGUAUUAGUGAUGACAUUUGA
Pediculus humanus corporis (human body louse) is the source of this 741-nucleotide messenger RNA. RefSeq names its product transcription initiation factor TFIID subunit, putative. NCBI's taxonomy places the organism in Eukaryota, Metazoa, Arthropoda, Insecta, Psocodea, Pediculidae. Bases 1 to 741 code for a protein of 246 amino acids. The record is from RefSeq and is a predicted model, not a curated record. Gene Ontology annotation, molecular function: transcription coactivator activity; RNA polymerase II general transcription initiation factor activity; protein heterodimerization activity. Gene Ontology annotation, biological process: DNA-templated transcription initiation; RNA polymerase II preinitiation complex assembly. Gene Ontology annotation, cellular component: SAGA complex; transcription factor TFIID complex. The transcript has 4 exons.